Molecule: messenger RNA, 1209 nt
Organism: Lottia gigantea (owl limpet)
Lineage: Eukaryota; Metazoa; Mollusca; Gastropoda; Lottiidae
Exons: 3
Coding region: 1-1209 (402 amino acids)
Source: RefSeq, a predicted model, not a curated record
AUGGCACAGUCACCGGACAAUGAAAUAAUUUUUAGAAACCAAAUCGUCGGACAGGGAGAUGUCUCGUUAGAGGAAGGAGAGAUGGAAAUAGAAGACGGAGUCGAAGAAGGCCACGGGAAAGGGGAGAGACCCACUAAUCAAGAACCAAGGGAGAAACGAAGAUAUCCAAGAAUGGACCUACCUGUUAAGCCCGAAGAAUUUAACGGAAAUGGGGAUUGGGAGGAAUAUAUUAGUCACUUUGAACUAUGUGCAGAACUUGGUAACUGGAUGAAGAAAGAGAAGGUUUUAGCUUUGGCAGUAAGAUUGAGAGGUCCAGCACGAAGUUUUUACAUAAAUUUGUCUACGGAAGAAAGGGGUGACUACGUAUCUCUAGUGGAACAACUGGGGCAAAGAUUUGGAAGCACUCGACGGCAAACCAGAUGGUUAUCGAGACUAGAAGCACGGAAGAGACAAUCUGAGAAGUCAAUAACCGCAUUAGGAGAUGAUCUAAGACAAAUGACUAAAAGAGCGUAUCCUACGCUAGUUGCUAUAGCCCAAGAAGCCCUCGCAUUAAAUCAGUUUUAUAAAUGUAUUACCUUAGGGAUGAAAUGCAGAUGUAUAGAUCGUAAUUGUGCGAUUGUAGCACAGGCAGUAGAUGUAGUAGAAAGAUAUGAAGAUAUAUCCCUGGAGAUGGGUGCGAUAAGAAGUGAUCUUCUCAAGGAUGUUAAUGGUAACAGUCUGCCGACAUACAGUAUUGCUGUCAUGCAAAUACAAUUAGAAGGUGCAACGUAUCAAAUACCUGUCCUAGUAUGUGAUAUGUUCCCAGCUGCUAUCGUGGGUCAAGAUUUUCUUUUGAAGUAUGUAAGCAAAAUAGAUUAUAGGAAGUUUUCCACUGGCAGAAAAGUCGUAAUAUUUUGGAUAGGCGGCGAAGCUGAAAUGACGAUCUUCCCACUCACAUCGCUAAUGCAGUUACCAGACAUCAGAGCCAGAGCCCCGAAUUUAAAGACAGGCAUUGUACUCUUUUGGGAGCUACAUGAUAUUCAGCAGGAACAGCUUCGAGAUCCUGACAUAUACCCACUUCUCAAAGCUAAGGACAUAGAAAAAAGACCACCCUGGGAAGAAGUAGCACAUGGCAGUUCGCAAUUAAAAACUCUGUGGUCGCAAUGGGACAGAUUGCAGUUAGUGGGCGGUCUACUUUAUAGGAACUGGGAGGGAAAAGGUGAUGAUUGA